UUAACGAAAAAAAAAACAAAAAACAAAAAGAGCUGGAAAGUAAACUCGUUCAUCAUCUCUUGAAGUUGCCGUUGAAGCUGAGUUUGGAAAAUUCAUCUGCACAGUUCCUCAAUCCCUAAAUUGCAAAUCGAUUUCGACAUCAUUUGAAAUGAUCCGGUUCAUUCUGUUGCAGAACAGGCAGGGGAAGACCCGUCUAGCCAAAUACUAUGUUCCUCUCGAGGAUUCCGAGAAACACAAGGUCGAAUACGAGGUUCAUCGCCUAGUGGUAAACAGAGACCCCAAAUAUACAAAUUUCGUUGAGUUUCGUACCCAUAAGAUAAUAUACAGGCGAUACGCUGGCUUGUUUUUCUCACUCUGUGUUGACAUCACUGAUAAUGAGUUGGCGUACUUAGAGUGCAUCCAUUUAUUUGUGGAAAUAUUGGAUCACUUCUUCAGCAAUGUGUGUGAACUUGAUUUGGUUUUCAACUUUCACAAGGUCUAUCUUAUACUUGAUGAAUUCAUUCUAGCGGGUGAACUACAAGAAACAAGCAAGAAGGCAAUCAUUGAGAGAAUGGGGGAAUUGGAAAAACUAGAGUGAAACAUUACAUAACGGCAGAGUCAGCGGUUUGGAGACUCUGAUAAUUUGUUCAUGCACUUGGCAUAAUUCUUGUAAUUCAAUUGUGAUACAGAAUUUUGAAAAUCUUUUACCUCAGUCAUGUAUUCAGUACCUUUCACCUAGGUUUCUCCCUUGGCUUGUGUUUAUAUAAUGAAGACAUUCGUAAGA
Messenger RNA from Gastrolobium bilobum, 763 nucleotides. RefSeq names its product AP-2 complex subunit sigma. Gene Ontology annotation, cellular component: intracellular membrane-bounded organelle; AP-2 adaptor complex. Gene Ontology annotation, biological process: clathrin-dependent endocytosis; protein transport. Bases 149 to 577 code for a protein of 142 amino acids. Lineage: Eukaryota; Viridiplantae; Streptophyta; Magnoliopsida; Fabales; Fabaceae. The record is from RefSeq and is a predicted model, not a curated record. The transcript has 6 exons. Gene Ontology annotation, molecular function: clathrin-cargo adaptor activity.